GGCCUCGGCUUUAUCCCGCGAACUCCCCGCCACCGGGCCCAGCACCCCUUUUCUCCUUGCUCAGGCCAGCGUCUCCCCCGCCGCCCCGCCCCGCCCCGUGGCCUCGCCAGGCCCGGGCCCCGGUGACGUCACGGCCGGGGACUUCCGGUUCCCGCUCUCGGCCCUCAGAACCCUGGCGCCCGGUUGUGUGUUCUCGCCUCGACCCGAGCCUCGCUGGCUUCUGAUGGAGAGAGCGGCGCUGCGGGAGGAAGGUGCAGCAGGCACUAUUUCCGACUGCCAUCAUGGGCAUCCGCGGACUGAUGACUUUCGUGGAAGAUCACAGUAAUGAAUUCUUCACUGACGUGCAGUUGCGGGACACGAAAAUCAUCGUUGAUGGCUAUGCACUUUUCCACCGACUCUGCUUUAAUUCCAACCUGGAGAUCCGGUAUGGGGGGGACUAUGAUUCCUUUGCAGACGUUGUACAGAAAUUCUUCGAAUCACUGUGGGCUUGUAAUAUUUCUCCAUACGUUGUCCUAGAUGGAGGAUGUGACAUUUCAGACAAAAAGCUGACCACUUUAAAGGACCGAGCCAGAGAAAGGAUCCAGGCCGCCCAUUCUCUCUCUGUGGGUGGCGGCGGGUGUGUGUGUCCCUUACUCAUCCGAGAAGUAUUCAUACAGGUUCUGAUCAAGCUGCAAGUAUGUUUUGUGCAGUGCUUUUCAGAAGCAGAUCGGGACAUCAUGACACUUGCCAAUCACUGGAAUUGCCCCGUAUUAUCAUCAGAUAGUGAUUUCUGCAUUUUUGACCUGAAGACUGGGUUUUGCCCACUGAAUAGCUUCCAGUGGAGAAAUUUGAACACUGUAAAGGGAACACAAAACUACUAUAUUCCUGCCAAGUGUUUUUCCCUCGAUGCAUUCUGCCAUCACUUCAACAACAUGGACAGGGCUCUGCUCCCACUUUUCGCUGUGCUGUGUGGAAAUGACCAUGUCAAUCUGCCCAUUGUGGAGGCGUUCUUAAGUAAAGUACGUCUCCCUCUCAGUCCUAAGGGGAGGAGACACCACCGAGUGCUUGGAGUUCUGAACUGGUUGUCUCAUUUUGAUGACCCUGCUGAAGCGCUAGAUAGUAUGCUGAAGCACCUCCCCAAGAAGGAUCGAGAACGCGUUAAGGACCUUCUGUGCUCCUCCAUGGAGGAGUACCAGCAAUCCCAGGUGAAGCUACAGGACUUCUUCCAGUACGGCACUUACGUCUGUCCAGAUGCCUUGAACCUGGGAUUACCAGAAUGGGUGUGCUUGGCUUUAGCCAAAGGCCACCUGUCUCCCUUCAUCCGUGAUGCUUUGGUGCUGAGACGGACCUUUCUUCACACACAGGUAGAAAAUAUGCAGCGGCCAAGUGCCCACAAAGUUUCCCAGUCCAUCCGGCAAACCAUCUAUGGGCUUCUUUGGAAUGGUUCGUCACGUCCAGAAAGCAUGUCCCAGAAUGCAUUGCCUUCUCAGCCUGCAGCUUUCAGUGAAGUAGAAAGGAUUAGUAGAAAUAUCAAGACCUCUGUUGUUUACGCAGUAGAACUUCCCAAGGAUCAUUUUGACUUGAGCAAACUGACUGAGCUCCCCCUGGCCAGGCGGCAGGUGCUUCUGUUCGAAACCCUGAAGGUGACGCCAGCCGUCCUGGAGACCCUCCCCGCCUGUUUGAGGCUGCCCGCUGCUGUCACGUGCUACUGGUUGCAGCACGCGGAAGCCAAGAUAAAGCUGCAUCAUCUGCAGGCCUUACUGCUGGGCCUGCUGACGGGGCCCUUGCACGCCCUCAUCCACAGCGCCGGGAAGGACGAGCUGCGGGCCGGUGGCGCUGAGGCCUUGUAUGACGAGUUCCAAAGGGCGAAGGCGCUGAGGCCGGGCGCGAGGCUGGAUCUAGACACGGCUCACGGCUUCUGUCAGUGGCAGUGCUGUCUGCAGAUGGGGGUGUACCUCAACCAGCUGCUGUCCACGCCUCUCCCAGAGCCAGACCUAACUCGAUUGUAUAGUGGAAGCCUGGUGCAUGGACUGUGCCAACGGUUGCUGGCAUCGCCCUCCGUAGAAAGCCUCCUGAGCAUGUGUCCUGAGGCCAAACAACUUUAUGAACUUCUGUUCAAUGCCACAAGGACUUACGCCCCAGCGGAAUUAUUUCUACCUAAGGGUAAACCAAACGCAAAAGCAAAGAGGCAGAAGAAGAAGGCUGCCGGCGGGUCAAAGAACAGGGCGAGAAGCACUUCGGGCACCAGGCUGUGGCAUGUGGGAAGCAACCGGUUUGGGCCAUUAAUGGUUGAAGACUUGGAGGAGCAUAUUGAGGCCCCUGAGCUUGAGUAACCUCAGUCUGCAUCACAUCAGAUGUGUGACUUGAUUAAAACUUCCUUUUUCUCCUUUGAAACAACUUUUUUCUUUAGGACUAACCAACCUGUUAGAGCAUAAACAGAAUUUGUAACAGAUAACCUCUGAAUUCCAAAUUAUUUUGUAUUCUACUUUUAAUAAAUGCAGUUUAAGAAA
Molecule: messenger RNA, 2489 nt
Organism: Jaculus jaculus (lesser Egyptian jerboa)
Lineage: Eukaryota; Metazoa; Chordata; Mammalia; Rodentia; Dipodidae
Gene: Aste1
Product: asteroid homolog 1
Exons: 5
Coding region: 282-2312 (676 amino acids)
Molecular function (GO): nuclease activity
Source: RefSeq, a predicted model, not a curated record